UAAAAUAAAAAUAAACCAGUGGUGGCAGCAUGGUUCCAUUUUUAUUACUUGUCACUAUGCCUGUCACUUUCGCACUUACUUGUUAGAACGUGACAGGCAUGGUGACAGGGAAUAAAAAUGCGACAGUGCUACAGCCGCGGGGGUGUUAGUUCCAAUCCCGACAAGUGAUUAUUUGUUACUAAGAGUUACACAUUUUGAAAUAACGUGAAAUUUGAUAGGAGCAUCUUUUUGGCAGCGGUGUGUCUGAAGUAUCUUCCAUCCGCAUUUGAUCUUGCUUGGGGACAUUAGUGAACCUUAAUUUGUGAGAUAAGGCCUAUGUGAUUGUGAUCAUUAAUUUCAAACGAUUAUUUUUUGAAAUACCAACAGAGUUCAAUAAAAAAAAAAGUAUAUGAAUAUGACUACUAAAUUCUAUAAAAACAAAGAAAUUAACUCAAUCGAAAAAUAUGCUUUACGCUUGAUCAAUUUGGGAAUAAAAAAUGUUAUCACAUCAUAAAAUUACUCCCUUGUUCAGGCAUUAUGAAAUGAUUAACUCGUUUAUAUCGUAGAAAAUUUUACUUCAUUUUUUUGCAACACCUACUCAUUUUGAUUGUUUUGUUUCCUCUAGUAAAUAGUAUUCUAUAUAUCUAAUUAAAGUAUUUUUAAGCAUCCUACAGCAUUAUAUGGUGUCAAGUGAAAAAUUCUAGAAAUAUCACUCGAGCCCAUUGAAAAGAAUCCGAAAAGCAGCUGAAAAAAUAUUGGAAAAGUUUAUUUACUAACAAGUGUCCGAGACAUGUUGUGCGGGAAAACGGCGUAGAUGCGUUUCAUGGCAGUCUUAUGCGGGAGAUAGCAGCGGCACGACGUGUCGCAUCCGUUCGGUUCCUACUGUUCGCGGAAAAAAGUUUGUACUGUGUUGACUAUAUCUGGGAAUUUGCGAGUGACAAAAAGUCACUAAAAAGUGACUUAAAGUUUGUGAAAAGAAUUGUAGAAUUGGAAACUUCAAUCACGAGUGGAGGAAGAUUGGCAGAAAAAAAACUAACGCAUGACGAAACAUGGGGAGUUUAGGCAACAAUAUCACAUUAUAUGACGAUAACAACCCGAGAUUCCCAGGAUCAGAAAUUUUACCUGCAUUUGAGAUAUGGCCUAUAGAUAAAUGCAUCAGAUUGGCAAUAAUAGAUAAUAGCAUAGAACCAACAAAUCUUACUCAAAGUGAGUUUUUAUACAACGAUACUCGUCUAAGAUGUUGGGAGCACUCACCAGUGUUGAAAAAUGGGACAUUAAUAAGAGGUAGCGUGCUUUCAGUGAUAGCAGUAUUAUCGUUUUUCGGGAAUAUAGCAACGAUAAUAAGUAUAAGAAGAGGCAAGCGGAGCAGAGGGCGGGCGAGGCCGUCUUGGACGGCGAUAUACAGUCUAAUAUUUCAGCUGAGCAUCGCUGAUUUGCUCGUUACAGUAUUUUGUAUUGGAGGGGAAGCCGCCUGGAUGUUUACCGUGCAGUGGUACGCUGGCAAUGUGGGAUGCAAGUUAUUUAAGUUUGUGCAAAUGUUCUCACUAUAUUUGAGUACAUACAUAUUGGUGUUGAUUGGGGUCGAUCGGUGGCUGGCUGUUAAAUACCCUAUGAAGAGUAUUGGCACGGCAACGAGAAGUGGACGACUAGUCAUUAUGGCUUGGAUUUUAAGUUUUGGAUUGAGUAUCCCACAGACGAUAGUGUUUCAAGUAGCAAAAGGCCCUUUUGUUGAGGAGUUCUACCAAUGUGUCACGCACGGAGUUUACUCAGCGAAGUGGCAAGAGCAAUUGUAUACAACGCUGUCUUUGGUUUUUAUGUUCGUUUUGCCACUCCUGAUCCUUGUGUCGACCUACGUGUCUACUGUUCGGACUAUUGCGCAAAGCGAAAAAGUUUUCAAACCAGAAGUGUUAAGACACGAAAAGUACCUCACGCCAGACAUGAACAGACGGAGGCUCAUCGACCGCGCCAAGAUGAAAUCUUUGCGGAUGUCCGUCGUCAUCGUGGCGGCGUUUCUGAUAUGGUGGACGCCGUAUUACGUCAUGAUGGUUAUAUUCACAUUUCUUGAUCCUGACAAGAAUCUAAGUGAGGACCUCUUGAGUGGAAUUUUCUUCUUCGGGAUGUCGAACAGCCUGGUGAAUCCGGUUAUAUACGGCGCUUUCCAUCUGUGGCCCCGGAAGAAGCCCUCACACAGACAUAGCGACAGAGAUUCUGGUGGACAUCAUGCGUCUCUCCUCAGACGUGGAGACAACACAUCAUCCGUGAGAUUAACUACAAUCAGGUCUAUAAGAUCUUCAGGCAAAUACACCAACGGAAACAAUGUUAGCAUAUUAUAACUACGUAGAGGCACUAAAAAUACCCAAUUGUAAAAAGAACUUUGACUUAGCUUUAAUGUUCAGUAAAUACUAUAAUUAGAUCUAAAUCUAAUAUAUGUGUUGUGUUAUUUUCAUUUUGUCAAUGUUAACGGUAUUUUUUACUACUUAAGUCUGUGUUAAAUUCUGUUAUAUUAUAAGCGUUUAAACUUGCAAUGUAUGCUAUUCAAUUUUAACUAAAAAUAAUCACUUUCAUAUGAGUACGAUGUAAUAUAAAGCCUAAAAUUAAACAUCGUUAAUGGUUAUAUUUUAAUAACGACAGCAUUGUAUUUUUACCGUCUGCAUUAUUGCAGGUAAUAGUCAAAAAUAAAUCAAAGACAAAUCUUAUUUAAUAACAAUGUGUGGAUAAAAUGUCAUUUUGCAAUUAAAAUGUAAAUUUAAGUUGUUCGACUGAGUUUGGUAAACAUGUCGACGGCUGGUUGCGGUACAGUAAUCCCCUAGUGAAUCCCUAGUUUAAUUUUAUUACUUCACGAAAGCAUGUGCUGCUAAAUGUUUAUUCAAAUCAAUUUGUCUAAAAUGUAAUAUGUCUUGUACAAAUACAAACACAAUUUAAGCCGCUUCUAGCAGGAUACUUGAUUGCAUUAAAUCUUAAGAAAUGCGCUUUAUUUACUUUUGAACUAAGCUCAAAAUAAAACAAACGAGAGGACUUUUAAUACUGCUCCUGUUGUUUGCUUGAUAGUUUCACAAGAAUUAUCUACUUCGAAUUAAACUGUGUGGCGCGCGAGUGACUCAAGACACGUUCCUUGUGGGUUUAAGCUGUAAUAAUAGUUUGAUUAUCUACUUGUGAAAUUUCCUCGUCCUUGAUUUAUAUUACGAAAUGAUUACUUGUAAAAUUUUUGUUCCUCUAUCUAGGUAAACCUAUGUCUGAGCAAAGCUAGUACUGCUUCAAUCUUUAUUAAAUUUGUAAUGUAAUCAUAGGAGUACUGACCAGUAAACAAAAUAAAAACCCCAUAGAUGAAAAAAAGUAUUAUUACAGUCAGCAUCAAAAGUAGCGGAUGAAACAACGCGCUAAAAGUAUCUGAUAUUCCGGAUAACUUUUCCAAAUAUAGAUAAAUUUCUAGAAUUACGUGCAAAAGUAUAUCUUUUACAGUCUAUUAAUUAAAAUAAAGCGUUAUUUGAUCCGCUACAUUUGAUGCUGACUGUUCUACCGGAACUUGAUGCCGGAAUUAUACGCCAAUUUAUUUACCUCACGAUGCAUAAAUCACUGUACUAGGAAGCGUAUUUUAUCAGUGUCAAAAGCGACGUCUCUAACAAAUUAUAUCCAAAACAAAUCCAGAUCAAAUUCAGAACACGCCUCUGGAUUAUUAUUAAACAAGUAAUCGAAUUAAAACUGUCGUGAGACAUACUAAUCCGUAGAAUUGGAUUAAACAAGUAUGAAAAUGUUCCCUUUUAACAUCGACUAAUUAAUGUUUUUAUUUUAUUCCUAAAGAAAUAGAAAGUAUUUUUAAUGCAUUUAGCUUUGAAAUAAACUGUUAGAUAUUACGGGUCAUAACUCAAAUAAACUAAAUGUAAAUGUAGAAACUUAAGAAAAUGCUCUGUUAAGCUAAACAUUAAGAAAAUAUGAUUAUAUCUAAAUACUUCUUAGUUAUCUAAGUAGAUUUAAGUGUGAAUAGCAUAAAAUAAAUGACUACUUAUAGAAACUACAUGGCAAUGUGUGUAUAAUGUAAGGGCAACUUGCGCGAGCCAGGGUUACCCACUAACUUGGAGCUAACCGGUUAAACCUGGAGUAAACAGUAGGUUAAAUUGUAAUUCUAGAAUUAACUCAGAGGGAGUUGGCUAACCCUGGAUCACGCAAGUGUUUUUACUUCCUUGAAAAAUGUGUUAAUAUUAUAAUAAAAUUGCUGUCGUAAAUGAACUGUAUAGGUACAGUCAACAUCAAAUAGACAGUGGCAGACAAAAUAGCCAAAAAUGUCGUAAAUCGUAAUACAAUUUUCUUAUAAUAGAAUUAGGACGUGUUCCAGCGUACACGUUCUAUUUUUUAUUUCUUUUAAUUAAAAACAUAAGUGUGCCAUAAUGUACGUACGUAAAUAUAUAAGAAAAUACCAUCAUCUAGCUUUGCCCAGGAAUCACCCGCGUGAGAUUCAAUGUGUAAUUUUCUUUCCAUGAAGAUGGCUUUGGCUGGCUAAAAACAUUUUUUCCUAGGUAUGCUUUAAUAUCAGCCUAAUAUUCAUUUCCAGGGCAAACAGCUUUCCAAAUACCAUAUUACAUCAACAUCGGUUCAGAAAUCUAGUCAUGAAAAAGUAAUAUACAAGAUGACAAAAACAGCAUUUAUUUUGUAGUAUCGUAAUUAGGUAACAUUUGGAUUUGGAUGUUAACUGCAGCUGCAUUACGGUUGCGACAUUACUGCAUAGACGUUGAUACCACCGCUGUGUCUGUCAAUUUUCUUGAUAAAUUGAGUGACGGAUUGAGCGUUAUAAUCGCGGUAGUAAUUCCGCGCCGAACGUUUCGGUAAACGUGCAUUAAUAAGCAUUUAUUUACAUAAAUAGAUGUAGUGGUUUUACAAUCAUUGUACAAAUACUAAACUAAAUUAAUAACUAACUUAAAUCUAAAAUAGGCCCUUGAAGCAUUGUACUUGCAAGGAGCAUUUCCUUGCUGUAUCGCAAUGCUGAUACGUUGUACUUGGAAGCCGCCGCCUCUUCGGUCACGUAAAAUUUUCUUGUAAAAUUGCCUUGUGCGGUGCCGUGUUACUACCGCAAUUGGAACUAUCAAUCCGUCAUUAAUUUUAUCAAGAAAAUUUACAGUGACAUUGCCCACAUCAACGUGGUAGCAGUAACGUUGUACCAGUAAAGCUGCUGCAGUCUUCAUUUACCUUUACCCUGAAUAUGUAGUAAUGACCAAUAAUUGUAUCCAUACCCAGCUAACGUCCUUAUUUGUCGCUUGCCAUAAGGACUAGAUUUGCUUGUAUGUUCAUACGAAUUACCUGUCAAAGCGUCCUUAUGGCAAGCGACAAAGUGCGACGUUUUGCUGGCCGUGAGCAUUGGUUUUGCCCCUUGGGUGCAGCUUUAAAGCGUAUAAAAACAAUAAGUCAAACGAUUAGAGUAUUUGUACGAAAUAUUUGUAUGACAUAAGUUAUAAGAGAAGUAAAGUUUUUAAAAUCAA
Cydia pomonella (codling moth) is the source of this 5447-nucleotide messenger RNA. RefSeq names its product gonadotropin-releasing hormone receptor-like. The record is from RefSeq and is a predicted model, not a curated record. Gene Ontology annotation, molecular function: corazonin receptor activity. Gene Ontology annotation, biological process: neuropeptide signaling pathway. Gene Ontology annotation, cellular component: membrane. Bases 1029 to 2312 code for a protein of 427 amino acids. The transcript has 6 exons. Lineage: Eukaryota; Metazoa; Arthropoda; Insecta; Lepidoptera; Tortricidae.